CCGGAUUUGAAUGUAACCCCACGGUCCUUCAGGUCCUUCAGGUCCUUCAGGUCCUUCAUCCAUGAUUCAGCCGCCACCAUCCAAUCCAUCCAUCCUGCCGUGGAUCCCGACAUUGAAUCCAGGUCCAACUGUUCAACUGUCCAACUGGUACCGACCUAUCGGGAGUGAGAGGGAUCCCGCGAGUGCCUCAUAGUUACCCACACCCCGGACGGAGCGGGCCAGCCAGCCUUUCCAGCUCUCAGCCAUCCUGCUGCCCUCUUUGUCAUCCGUCCAGACGGUCCAGACAUACAUGGAGACCCCCGAUCCGACCCUGUUAGCCUCGUCCCACGCUGGCCAGCCCACCGACUGGGCCUGGGACAGCCAGGCAGAUUCAGAUCAGAUUCGCGCUCGAGCGCCGGCCUACUUGACCCAAGUCCAGCGGGUUUUCACCACGCCCGACACGCCGGCCCAAGGAGGGAGCCGACUCUUGCGGGAUUUGGCCCGCCAUGUUUGGCCACACGUCCUAAAAUCGGACCCGCUCCCCGAUAGCCCAUCUUUAGCCUCAGUGCUGGGCGCGGCCUUAAGGGGUGCCCGUGCCAUGUUGGAUCAUUAUCUGAGCUCGGCUUUAAACCGCCUCCAGGACCACCAAGUCGACGACUGUCUGGCUCUAUUAUGGCAGGCCCAGAACAUCUUGGUCGAUGUUCAGCCUCUGAUUGGCACCCCGUUGGCCUCGGGCUCGAUCAUGAGCGCCCCCUUGGGCCUGGCUCCCCUCGUGGUUACUGUCUUCAUCCACUGCGAGCGAGCCCCUGAGGCGUAUGCGGGCGCUUGGAACACCGCGGAAAGCGCCUUGCGGCAACUCUUUGUCGCCGCCAAACGUCUUUGGACCAUCUGGCUCCAGUCAUUGCCCGCCUGGACCCUGACAGGCCCAGAGGCUGACCCUCCAGCCAUGGAUCAUUUGUCACGUCUGGUCGCCCAGGUGGCCCAAUGCGCUCAGCUCAUGCUGCCCUUGGAUUUCAUUACUUUUGGCAAAACCGUGUCGGUCAUGAUGGAGCUCACGCAGCGCCUACCCCCGCCCCUCUGCGCCCCUGAAGAUGUGUUGGCUCUUUGGCCGAAAUUGGCGGGACAAGCCAGUCAGCUCGUCACUCAGGUGGCGGCCUUCGUAGCUGAUCCCGGGCCUAAAUGUCCCGAGUUGACCAUGGUCAUUUUUGCCUUCAAAGUCAUUGACAAACUAGCCACGUUAUUUCACGGUCAAUGGGGUGGUAAUUUUGAAGCGAUCGUCGCGCUCAUCGCCGAUUGUAUCACUCUGCGCGUUUCCAGCGUCCGUCCUUUACCCAAUGCCGAGAAGCAGAAACUGGCCGUGGAUUUGCCCGGCUGGAUUCAGUCGGCUCUGAAGAGUUUGAUGCACGAUCCCGAUUUCGUCCGGUGCAUGAUCGCGGGUCCUCCAUUGGCGAGUAAGGGCGGCGUGUUCUUUAAUUACCUACUCGUGGGCGCUGAGAUACUCCUCUUAAUGGCUCAAAUCGAGGAAGACGCCCGACCCGCCUGGUUCACUGACGAAAACACCAAUCUGUUGAACUCGUGGUUGACAUGGUCCAACUUGUGCGGCGAGUCAUUUGAAAAACUUCACGAUUUUUCGCCGUUCAAUGCCCCUUCACGCAGUCCAACAGGCGAGGCAUCCACCGAAUCAGUCUAUGUCCACGUGCUUCUCCGAGUCCAAUCUUUCAUCACAACCAUGACAGAGCGAGAGUUUCGAGUCGUGGAAAGCGUUUUGAUGCAUACCAUCCUAAACACGAGCCCAGUCCAGUCAAAUUUGGACCAGUAUUGGAAAAUCAGGCUGACCCUGGACAUCUGGAGCUUCCUUGUUCGAUUUGCUCCUCCAGAUAUUUGCCAAAGCCACGUGUGCCUUUUACUCGAGAUCGCCCUUAACAGCCAGUUCCACACCUUUCCCAUGGUUCCAAUGACUGUGCGGCGAUUGGGGGCGUUUCUCAAUAGAAAAGCAAUAAAUGAGUUGGAAGGAGAGUACGCCCUCGCCAAGGACCCACGACACUUAAUCGCUCUUCGCUGCCUGCCCAACUUAUCCACCAAAGUGCGAUCGUCGAUCUUAGACGCCAGUCUCGCCGUUUUGGACCAUGCUCAAUCCUAUUGCACGAGUUUGUCGCAAUUCGAGUUGUUGCUCUCGGCUUUGGCCAUUGUAAGUGAGUGUGAUGAGAAGACCCACCUGGAAAUCGAGUGCCUGUGUCUUAAAGUGAUUCAGCACUUCAACGCCUCCCCACCGGCUUUUGAUUCGCCCGGUCAUGUAAAUUUUUUCAUUGCGGCGUUAUAUCGACUCUUGGAACGAUAUUGGAGCCAGAUGAAUGAGAAAGAUCCUCAAAUGGAUGUAACACGGCUGUCCCCAUGCUUUUACCAAAUCAAGACGAUGGUGGAUCAAAAUUCGUUCAAAUUUGAUAGGUUUGCCAACGUAAGUUCGCAUUUCAAAUCCAGCACCAUUAGCGGGUGCAUUCCUAUGGGAGAGAAACCAACUCCUGCCAAGAAAUCCUUAGAAACAACUGCUUCCAAUCAAGAUGAGUAUGAUCUAUCCUCCUUGGUUCAAGAAUGUCAACGUUUCAUUCAAAUGGUCAAGCCAGCAAUCAAUUCGGGACAAGUCAUGGAUAACUCGGAAACACGGUUACUCAUUGAGGACGCACUCAGAACCGUGGAAACUUGUGCCCAAGGAUUAAAGCAAUGUGACGAUAAACACAACUAAUAUAUUAUAGAAGCCACCAUAGCUUGCUCAACAACCCUUCGACGACGAGACCUAUUAUUUCAGGAGGAUCACAGGCUCGAAAAACAAGUGUUGCCAAUGUUCCUUCGUAAUGUGGCAAGGUAAAUUGUAGGUUUGGAAUAUGGAGGACGGGUAAGGGAUUGACAUUCAGGGCACACGAUAAAAUUGUAUGAAGAGUCGAAGUACUCUCGGUACUGAAGCAUCGUUGGCUCUAAGGUUGAUUUAGGAAGCAAUCCUCAAGUUAUUGAGAAGCCAAUAAAUGCAUUCCACCGACUUUA
Messenger RNA from Tigriopus californicus, 3015 nucleotides. RefSeq lists its product as uncharacterized. The transcript has 5 exons. Lineage: Eukaryota; Metazoa; Arthropoda; Copepoda; Harpacticoida; Harpacticidae. The record is from RefSeq and is a predicted model, not a curated record. Bases 290 to 2719 code for a protein of 809 amino acids.